Molecule: messenger RNA, 1824 nt
Organism: Eimeria tenella
Lineage: Eukaryota; Apicomplexa; Conoidasida; Eucoccidiorida; Eimeriidae
Product: cullin 3, putative
Exons: 11
Coding region: 1-1824 (607 amino acids)
Biological process (GO): protein ubiquitination; ubiquitin-dependent protein catabolic process
Cellular component (GO): cullin-RING ubiquitin ligase complex
Molecular function (GO): ubiquitin protein ligase binding
Source: RefSeq, a predicted model, not a curated record
AUGAGUCGAAACUGCAGCAGCGGGGGCCCCUUUUUAAUUCGAAAUGACAGAGUCAAAGAGCUGCAGCAAAUGUACUUUCUCUUUUCCAAAGUGCAGGGCGCGCUGGCGGAGCUGCGCGACGUCUUCAAGCAAGUCAUGCAGCAACAGGGAAACGCGUUGCUGGCGGACAGUUCUCUGGCGAAAGACCCAAAUGCAUUUGUGACUUCUUUUUUGAAUUUGAAACAAAAGUUUUCAAAAAUAAUCAAAGAGGCUUUUGCAGAAGACCCCGAAAUGCAUGCAGCCAUGAAAACAGCGUUUGAGGGUUUCUGGGGCGGAGACAGCCGGUCUGCGGGGUACUUGGCGCUGUUUGUGGACGGCUUUAUGCGUCGGACUUUUCGAAAUUUAAAUUCCGACGAAGUUCAAAUUUCUUUCCAACACUUUUUGGCUCUUUUUCGUUUUCUCAGAGACAAAGAUGUCUUCGCAGCUCACUACAAAUCUCUGCUGGCGAGGCGGCUGCUGCAGAGCCGUUCGGGAAACCUGGACACAGAAAAGCUUUUUGUGGCGAAGCUGAGUGCAGAAUGUGGGCAGCAGUACACGAGCAAGCUGGAGUCGAUGUUUCGGGAUUUGUUUGUUGCAAAACAAAUCAAAGAAGCUUACGCGAGACACUGUCUUUAUGCCAACAAAACUCCCACCAAUCCCCACUGGUACUAUGCGAACUUCUUUGGGGUAGACGCACAGCCCACUGCUGCAGCAAGCAGCAGCAGCAGCAGCAGCAGCAGCAGCAGCAGCAGCAACAACAGGUCUGCGGACAUUGGCGGCAGCGGCCACGGAAUUAUAGGGACCGCCGCCGAGGGACCCGCAGCAGCAGCAGCAGCAGCAGCAGCAGCAGCAAGCUCGGGUUACUGCUCGGCGGGCCACCCCUCGGACCUGCAGAGCGCAGCAGCAGGAGCCACCGCAGCAGCAGCAGCAGCAGCAGCAGGCGACCCUCCUGCGGGGUACCACGGGCUGCGGGCGUCAAGUGUCUGUACACCUGAAUUUGAAUGCACAGUGCUGACGCAUGCAACCUGGGCAGCAGCAGCAGAACCUCUGACCAAUUUGCUGCUGCUGCCGCCGCUGCUGCGGCCCUGCGUGGAUUCUUUUGUCUCCUUUUACCUCAGCAGACACUCCGGCAGGGUCCUCAAGUUCAUUCUCGAAGAGGGGCGCGCAGUGCUGCGGGGCUGCUUCGCGUUGGGGCCUCACGAAAUAAAUUGUUCAACUUUGCAAAUGUGCAUUUUAUAUUUAUUUAAUUACAAUAACUCUUUGACAGCAAAAGAAACACUUGAAAAGCUCGACGCAGCAGCAGCAGCAGCAGCAGCAGAUCCCGCUGCAGCAGCAGCAGCGCCUGCUGCAGUAGCAGAAAUCAAACGGCAUUUGCUUUCCCUCUGCACCUCCAAGUGCAGAAUUUUGAACCGGCGCCGUAGUGACGGCCAAAUGCCCACAAAGGAGCUUCAGGAUGAAGACAUUUUAGAAGUCAAUUCCGACUUCCACUCGCCCCACUUUUGCGUCAAAGUUCCUCUUCUUUCUCCCUUUUCCUCCGGCCUCCAACUCGAGCUCCAGGCGGGCCCGGACGUCCCCGCCAGUGUCGAGCUCGACAGAAACCAUUUGGUAGAAGCAGCAAUAGUGAGGGCCCUGAAGAGCAAGCAGCAAAUGCUGCAUGCGGAUUUGGUGGCUGAGGUGUCUGUACACCUCGCGCCCCGCUUCGCGCCCUCCGCCGCUCUCAUUAAAAACAGAAUUGAAGCUUUAAUAGAAAGAGAAUACAUCCAAAGAGGGCCCAAAGACAUGCGGAUGUACACCUACGUGGCGUAG